AUGUUUGUCAAUGUGCGUCGCCUGCAGAACUCUUUUAAGGUACACUGGUCUUCUUCUCUGAGUUCAUCUCAAACCCUAAUUCCCAAAUUGUUUAACGAGUAUUGUUCUUCGUCUUCUUCUGAUUCGAGUACUCGUUCUUUUGACUAUAUUGCUCAAUUUUUGCCUUCCAACGAUGGUACUCUGAAAUUGAUCUCUGUGAAUUCCGUGACUACAAAUGACCGCCGUAGAGUCACUGUUGGGUUAUCCAAAGCCAUUAAGCUGUAUCAGGGAUACGUAUUGAAGGGAUUAUCGAGAAAUUUCUGUCCAUUUUUACUGGUUAAGAUUAUGAAACUGUUUGAAUGUCGGGAAACCGCGUAUGCGUUCUUCAAGCUAGCAUUUAAGGACGAUUCUGAAGAAACUGUUAGGUCUUGCUGUGUACUGGCACAUCUCUUAGCUGCAGAACAACUUCGUUUUCUAGCGCAAGAUAUUGUUUCGUGGGUUGUUGCUAGAAUUGGUCCAGGAAGGAGCAAGAAUUUAGCGGCAUUUAUGUGGGAAGGUCACCGUGUGUAUGAAUCUGACUAUUCAGUUUUGGAUACUCUAAUGCGGGCGUUUGUAAAGUCAGAAAUGCAUUUUGAGGCGUUAGAAAUAUUGAGUAAGAUGCGUGAGGUGGGAGUGACGCCAAAUCCAUCGGCCAUUUCGAUUCUUUUUAGAUUGUUGAUUAGAGCUGGCGAUUGUGGUGCUGUAUGGAAGUUGUUUGGGGAUGUGGUUCGAAAGGGACCUUGCCCUAAUAAUUUUACAUUUAACUUAUUGAUUCUUGAGUUUUGUAGAAAAGGUUGGACUAGGAUUGGAGAAGCUCUGUUGCACGUAAUGGGCAAAUUUAGAUGUGAACCAGACGUUUAUUCCUAUAAUAUCGUGAUAAAUGCAAACUGCUUAAAAGGGCAAUCAUCAUAUGCACUUCAUUUGUUGAAUCUAAUGAUCGAAAAUGGCUGUAAACCUAGCAUUGCCACAUUCUGUACCAUCAUUGAUGCCUUCUGCAAGGAGGGUAACGUAGAGUUAGCCAGGAAAUAUUUUGAUGAAAUUGAAGACAUGGGUCUUUCUCAGAAUACUAUAGUCUAUAAUAUCAUGAUAAGUGGGUAUGUUAAGGCAAGAGACAUUAGUCAAGCAAACUUGCUAUUUGAAGAAAUGAGGACCAAGGAUAUAGUUCCAGAUGGCAUUACUUUUAAUACAUUGGUUGCUGGCCAUUACAGAUAUGGAAAGGAGGAGGAUGGGAAUCGAUUAUUAAGGGAUUUAUCUGUGUCUGGGUUGCUUCAUGAUUCUUCCCUAUGUGAUGUAACUGUUGCGGGAUUGUGCUGGGCAGGUAGGUAUGAUGAAGCCAUGAAGCUUUUAGAGAAUUUACUUGGGAAAGGAAUUCCUCCAAGUGUGGUCGCUUUUAAUUCCAUUAUUGCAGCUUACGGCAAUGCAGGUUUAGAAGAGAGGGCAUUCUAUGCCUAUGGUAUAAUGGUGAAGUUUGGUUUAACCCCUUCAUCUUCCACAUGCAGUUCUUUGCUUAUCAGCUUAGUUAGGAAGGGGAGCCUCGAUGAAGCAUGGAUAGCUUUGUAUGAUAUGAUAGAUAAAGGAUUCCCCGUCACUAACAUGGCCUUUACAGUUCUUUUGGAUGGGUACUUCAGGAUAGGAGCUGUUAAUAUGGCUGAAAGUUUGUGGAAUGAGAUGAAGGGUCGGGGGGUGUUUCCAGAUGCUGUUGCAUUUGCAGCUUUUAUUAAUGGGCUCUGUAUUUCUGGUUUGAUGACGGAUGCUUAUGAUGUAUUCUCUGACAUGUUGAGAAAAGGGUUUGUGCCUAAUAAUUUUGUGUACAAUUCCUUGAUCGGUGGAUUCUGUAAAGUGGGCAAACUAAAUGAAGCUCUGAAAUUGGUGAGAGAAAUGAAUAAAAGGGGCCUUCUUCCAGAUAUUUUUACCGUGAAUAUGAUAAUCUGUGGGUUAUGCAAACAAGGUAGGAUGAAGUUAGCAAUCGAGACGUUCAUGGACAUGUGUAGGAUGGGAUUAUCUCCUGAUAUUGUCACUUACAACACACUUAUUGAUGGUUACUGUAAAGCAUUUGACGUGGGUGGUGCCGAUGAUUUAAUGAUGAAAAUGUCAGAUAGUGGGUGGGAACCUGAUCUCACGACUUAUAACAUACGAAUUCAUGGUUACUGCACUGUCCGAAAAAUCAAUCGGGCUGUGAUGAUACUUGAGGAGCUUAUUUCAGUAGGAAUUGUUCCAAAUACUGUAACAUACAACACUAUGAUCAAUGCUGUUUGUAAUGUCAUCUUGGAUCACGCUAUGAUUUUAACUGCAAAAUUACUUAAGAUGGCGUUUGUUCCAAAUACCGUGACAGUAAACGUAUUAUUGUCUCAAUUUUGCAAGCAAGGGAUGCCAGAGAAAGCCAUAUUUUGGGGUCAGAAGUUGAGUGAGAUUCAUCUAGACUUUGAUGAAACAACACAUAAAUUAAUGAACAGAGCCUACCGUGCUUUAGAAGAAGGUGGCGAGGUUAUAAAUACAUCAUACGAGAAAAGCGUGUUUAUGGAUUUUCUCAUGUAUAUUACUUACGAUUACUUUUGUAGAACUAAACCCUUAAGAGAAAAAGAUGAUAGCUCAACAUUUAAAACCAGUUUUAGUCAGUUCAAUACGUUGAUUGAAGUAUAAGCUUUUAUCUAUUAUUCAAUUAUUUGAGCAGGAUCUACUUGCAUAUUGAUUGUUCUAGAAAUGCAUUGUUGGGGAGUUCAUUCGAGCAGUGGAAUAUUUUUAAGAUAUAGACAGAAAGAUAGAAAUAAGAAAGAUAUUAUUCCUUCUCUGAACUUUUCAAGGACUACUAUGCGAAAGAUGCAACUCUACCAGACAUGAUGCUGGAAUGCCAGCGAUGUGCUAUCGGCAUUUUAAACAAUGAUUUCUUGUAGUUCCUAUCUCUGGAAGAAUGACCUUACAUGCUCAACUGUGUCCUUGAGUUGUAAAGUCCCUAUCUCUAAAAGAAGAAGAGGAAGGAAGGCAGUGCCUUUGAAUAUUCUAGAGAGCAGGAUCAUGAUGCCCAAGAGCGUGACAUUCCCUUUACCUCACUUCCACUUGAUGGCAUGGAUAAGGUAUAUGGAAAUUCAGAUAUCAAGGAAAUCUGGCUGUCCAUAGUUAUCUAAAGUAUAGAUGCUUUUAACGUAGACGCAAAAUAAUGAUAGAAAUCUCAACUAGCUGCUUUUGCUCCUGUUAGUUUGCUCAUGAUAAUAUUUUAUCAUGAACGCACAAACCAGAGAGUGGCUAACGUUCUGAAGGUAUUGAUCAACAACUUCAUUUAGAAAAACAGAAGGAAUUCUUAUAAAAAAAAA
Cucumis sativus (cucumber) is the source of this 3326-nucleotide messenger RNA. Its product is annotated as pentatricopeptide repeat-containing protein At1g09900. Lineage: Eukaryota; Viridiplantae; Streptophyta; Magnoliopsida; Cucurbitales; Cucurbitaceae. The record is from RefSeq and is a predicted model, not a curated record. The transcript has a single exon. Bases 1 to 2658 code for a protein of 885 amino acids. Gene Ontology annotation, molecular function: protein binding.